CCCCCAGGGAGGGGAAGUACGGCCACGCGGCGUGCUUCGGCCUGCAGCCCGGCUGCCUGCUGCCCGACGGCCGGCGCCAGAUGUCCGUGGCGGCCAUGGUGGCCAACUUCAGCAAGGCCACGGCGGACGCCCCGGCGCUGCUGCAGCACGACGAGGUGGAGACCUACUUCCACGAGUUCGGACACGUCAUGCACCAGCUCUGCGCCCAGGCGGACUACGCCAUGUUCAGCGGGACCCACGUGGAGCGGGACUUCGUGGAGGCUCCGUCCCAGAUGCUGGAGAACUGGGUCUGGGAGCGGGAGCCUCUGCAGAGGAUGUCCAAACACUACAAGACCGGGACCCCGAUCCCAGACCAGCUGCUCGACAAGCUCAUCAAGUCCCGGCUCGCCAACACCGGUCUCUUUAACCUGAGGCAGAUCGUCCUGGCUAAGGUGGAUCAGGCCCUGCACACCAGGACGGGGCUGGACGCCGCCGAGGAGUACAGACGUCUCUGCGAGGACAUCCUGGGGAUCCCUGCGUCUCCAGGGACCAACAUGCCGGCGACCUUCGGGCACCUGGCGGGAGGCUACGACGCCCAGUACUACGGCUACCUGUGGAGCGAGGUCUUCUCCAUGGACAUGUUCUUCGCUCGCUUCAAACAGGAAGGAAUCAUGAACCCUAAGGUGGGUCUGGACUACAGGAAGUUCAUCCUGCGUCCCGGCGGCUCGGAGGACGCGUCUGAGAUGCUGAGGAAGUUCCUGGGCCGGGAGCCCCAGCAGGAGGCCUUCCUGCUGAGUAAAGGACUGACGCUGGAGCAGGACGCCCGCACGCCCUGUCCCUGCUGACCAAUCACAGCGCCCGGCUCCUCCAAUCACAGCGCCCGGCUCCACCGACCACCAAUCACACGCUUCACACAGGACAACGGACUGGUUUUCUACUAAAUGCUGUAACAUGUGGGUCAACGGGGGAAAAGGAGCAGAAAUAAAAUGAUUUGACGU
Molecule: messenger RNA, 977 nt
Organism: Etheostoma cragini (Arkansas darter)
Lineage: Eukaryota; Metazoa; Chordata; Actinopteri; Perciformes; Percidae
Product: thimet oligopeptidase-like
Exons: 5
Coding region: 81-824 (247 amino acids)
Biological process (GO): peptide metabolic process; proteolysis
Cellular component (GO): mitochondrial intermembrane space
Molecular function (GO): metalloendopeptidase activity
Source: RefSeq, a predicted model, not a curated record